CUGCAGGAGGUGGCCGUGCUGUACCUUCACCCUUCAGCUUUCUGGGUCAUGUGGACUGUGGAAGGCUUUCCAGCUGGUCAAGAGGUGGAGUUGGAUGGGAUUGUCCUACGGAAAGAGAUGCAGAGAACCAGGAUGAAGGGCAGGAAGGACAUGCACUGUUGAUUUGGGAGGCAGGGGGGAAGAAUUUAAAGAUUCUGGAGAUAUUCAGCGGCAUUCAGGGUAGGACAUAUAAACUCUGGCAGAAAUCCUGGGGGCAUCUGAUUUCAUGUGCCGCCCCUCCCACAUGGCACCUCUGAUGGAGGGUUCUGUUUUAGUUUUGCACAAUUUUGUAAAACCAAAGCUGGGAGUGGUUAGACUCUAGGUUUCUAAUCAAAACACACUUAACAUAUGGAUUCCUCUGCCCCUUUGAGGCCCCUCAUUUAACCUGUGCAGGAUGUGUAGGAGGGGUGGGGAUUUUAUUAAAUGGGUUGAGGAGGUAAUUGUUGUCAACACUUGUGAAUGUAUUGCUGGUCUCACCCACUUUGUUGUUUCCCUUAAAGCCUCAGCUCAUGCAGCCAGGGCAUUGUGUGAGAAUCUCAGCUUCCAUUUGAAUGGGGCAGGGAACAUCUGGGAGACAUGAUGUCAUCUAAGGAAGCUUUUAAAUAAUUUUUUAACUAUGAUUUUUACCAUGCAGGCCUCUGACUGGUGAGUUGCAGGCGCCCAGCCACACUUGGGGAUUGCACCCCACCUGGCAGAAGAGUUGCCCUCUUUCCUCAGGGCUGAGGAGAAGAGCCAACCAGAUGCAUGUGAGGAGGCCCUAGCUCUACUUUGCCCAGGCACAAAUGAAAAGCAGUACUUGUGACACCUUAGAGACUAACCAAUUUAUUUGAGCAUAAGCUUUCGUGAGCUACAGCUCACUUCAUCGGAUGCAACUGAUGCAUCCGAUGAAGUGAGCUGUAGCUCACGAAAGCUUAUGCUCAAAUAAAUUGGUUAGUCUCUAAGGUGCCACAAAUACUCCUUUUCUUUUUGCGAAUACAGACUAACACGGCUGCUACUCUGAAACCAGGCACAAAUGUAGCUGUUGUGACCCUCACCCCAGAGCUCCGCCCUGCCCCACCAGCGCCUACGGGGCGGACAGCCGAGGCAGUGACAAACUACAACUCCCAGGGUGCCGAGCGCCGUGCAGACGACAACUCCCAGGGUGCGCUGCGAACAAUCCUCCAUGUGAACAAGUCCCAGGAUGCCCCGCGCCGGGCCCGCUGCGAGGGCCGAGGGGCCAGCGGGGCACUACAAAUCCCAGGAUGCCCAGCGCCUGGGGGGGGGGGGGCGGAUGAGCGUCUCUGUGCGGCUCCCGCUCCCGGAGCGGUGCGGGGGUGGGAGGCGGAAACGGCGCCGCGGAGUCGGAGCGGGGGUAUGAGGAAGGGGACGAGGGAGGAUCACCACAUUGUAAGACUUCUGAGGAAAGUAAAAAAGAGUGAAUAAGCAGUUGGGACACCAUGAUGGAUAACCGCUUUGCUACAGCUCUAGUAAUUGCCUGCGUGCUCUGCCUCAUUUCCACCAUUUAUAUGGCAGCCUCAAUCGGUACAGAUUUCUGGUAUGAGUACCAUAGCUCAGCUGGAAAUGCCAGCGAACUUGGCAGGAGUAUUUUGGAGGAAUUCACCAGUAUGGAAGCAGAUGAGAAGACUUAUACAGAUGCACUGUUCCGGUGCAAUGGCACAGUUGGAUUGUGGCGGAGAUGUAUCACUGUUCCCAAAAACUCUCACUGGUACAGCCCACCAGAAACUGAUAUGGUCAGAAGCUGCAUCAGUUUUUCCCUCUCUGAUCAAUUUGCGGAGAAGUACAUGGAGCCUGGGAACCACAAUAGUGGUAGUGACCUGAACCGGACCUAUCUUUGGCGUUUGCAGUUUCUCCUGCCCUUCGUCAGCCUAGGGCUGAUGUGCUUUGGGGCUUUGAUUGGUCUUUGUGCUUGUGCCUGUCGCAGCCUCUAUCCUGCCAUUGCCAUAGGAGUCCUACAUUUCCUUGCAGGUCUGUGUACGCUGGGCUCAGUCAGCUGCUACGUAGCUGGAAUUGAGCUGCUCCACAAGAAGCUGCACCCACCUGAUGAUGUGCAGGGUGAAUUUGGCUGGUCCUUCUGCCUGGCUUGUGUCUCUGCUCCUUUACAGUUUAUGGCAGCUGCCCUCUUCAUCUGGGCAGCCCGCACCAACAGGAAGGAAUUCAUGCUCUUGAAAGCAUACCGUGUAGCAUAAAUAGGACACUUCAUUCAUGGCCAGUUGCUGCUUCACAGUAUUUUGUUUCAAUAUCAUAGGCCUUUUUCCAGUCGUACCCCAUCCUUCUUUUGGACAGGUAUCUGCUCCAUGCGCUGUGUGCUUCUUGCCAGUUGAGUUUCAGCGGUCUGCAGGUUUUGAAGACAAAGGCCUCUGGGCCAAAUUACCAAACUUGAACAGCUUUCUCUUGCCAGAAGUCUGCAGAAUUUUAACAGACUUUUACUGUAUAAUUUUUUAAAAAAACUUUUAUUUGUUUGUGGAAGUAGUCUUAAGAGUUCAUCCCCUUUUUUUAAUUAUACUACCCUAACUGGACACUCACAUCUAAAUCUGCUUUGAAAAAACAGGAGAGGCAUUGUGGGGCAGAGGAUGAAUAGGAGAAGAAUGAGAGAACUGCAGAGUGUGAGUAAUAGAGAAUUGAGCACUACAUGUUAUGAGAUCCCAGCAGGUGAUGCACUCUAAGAGCACCAAGCAGAGAUGGAUGUGCAGAAUUGUGUGUAGAAAUGUUAUAGCUACAUCUGUGUUGUAAUUUGCUUUGUUUCUUUCUCUCUCUCACUCUCAUUAGUUUCUCCUCUCAGCCUUUUAUGACCAGACUGAUGUGAUUGGGGCAUUCAGCUGUAGCUUUUGUGCCUGCUCUAAAAUCGGGCCCUUCCUUUACUCUGUUGAAGGGGCAGGCCUCAUGCAAGGUUUGGAUUUUUAAUUUGGUUAACGUGUGUAUGUAUGUGUAUAUAUAUAAAUAAAUCUAACUUUUUGUAAAGCUUA
Messenger RNA from Chelonia mydas (Green sea turtle), 3002 nucleotides. RefSeq names its product claudin domain containing 1 (gene CLDND1). The record is from RefSeq and is a predicted model, not a curated record. The coding region runs from base 1476 to 2225 and encodes 249 amino acids. Lineage: Eukaryota; Metazoa; Chordata; Testudines; Cheloniidae. The transcript is spliced from 7 exons. Gene Ontology annotation, cellular component: membrane.